GCUAAGAGUGAAUACAAGCUCUCGGCGGACUCCAUUGCACCGAGAAACCCAAGGAAAAAAUUCAGAACACAUUUACAGCUAAAGCCAGGAUAGACGUGUUCAGGAAGGCAGUCACUGCCAGACAAGUUAUGAGAACGAAUCUGAAAUUCUAUAGCUGACAUUUUGGACGUGGUGAUUGGGACUGGAAAAGGAUUUUCCCUCUGGAACCAGGCAUAGCAAUGGAAAUGACACAAACAAAAGCACAUCAUAAAAGGCAAGUGGUGAUCUUCAUUAUAUUGAUGCUUGGGUGGGCGGCAGGUUCGGAAUUGUUUCAGUAUUCUGUGUUGGAGGAGACAGAAAGUGGCACAUUCGUGGCCAACCUGACAAAGGACUUGGGACUCCGGAUGGGAGAGCUGGCCGCCCGGAGCGCCCGAGUUGUCUUUAAAGGGAAUCGGCAGCCUUUGCAGUUUGACUCACAGACCUAUGAUUUGCUGCUAAGUGAUAAACUGGACCGGGAGGAGUUGUGUGGUUCCACUGAGCCCUGUGUGCUACCUUUCCAAGUGUUGCUGGAAAAUCCCUUGCAGUUUUUCCAGGCUGCCUUGCUAAUUGGAGAUAUAAAUGACCACGCCCCAGAGUUCCCCGCUGGAGAAAUGCUACUAAAAAUAUCAGAAAUUACUACGCCAGGAAAGGCAUUUCCUUUGAAAAUGGCACAGGAUUUAGACGCUGGGAGCAACAGCCUUCAGAGCUACAUAAUCAGCUCCAAUCCCCACUUCCACGUUCUUACUCGCAACCGCAAGGAUGGCAGAAAAUCCCCGGAGCUGGUGCUGGACAAAGCGUUGGACCGCGAGGAGCAGCCCGAGCUCAGACUAACCCUCACAGCGCUGGAUGGAGGGUCUCCGCCCCGGUCUGGGACCGCAGAGAUUCAGAUCCUGGUCUUGGACAUCAAUGACAACGCCCCUGAGUUUGCUCAGGAGUUCUACGAGGCUCAAGUCCCUGAAAAUAGCUCCCUCGGCUCUCUGGUUAUCACUGUCUCAGCAAGAGAUUUAGACGCAGGAUCCUUUGGGGAGGUUUCUUAUGCCCUAUUUCAAGUCGAUGACGUUAACCAAUCUUUUGAAAUAAAUGCAAAUACAGGAGAAAUUCGACUGAGAAAGACUCUGGAUUUUGAGAAAUUUCAAUCAUAUCAGGUAGAUAUUGAGGCCACAGAUGGUGGGGGACUAUCAGGAAAAUGCUCUCUACUCAUCAAGGUCCUGGACGUGAAUGACAACGCUCCCGAAUUGACCAUAUCCUCACUUACCAGCCCCAUCCCUGAAAACCUGCCAGAGAUCAUAGUGGCAGUUUUCAGUGUAUCAGAUGCAGAUUCUGGACAUAACCAACAGGUUAUUGUUUCUAUAGAUGAGAGUCUUCCCUUUCUUCUAAGACCAUCCCUGGAGAAUUUCUACACCCUGGUAACAGAGAGGCCGCUGGACCGAGAGGAAAGAGCCGAGUACAACAUCACCAUCACCGUCUCCGACCUGGGGACCCCCCGGCGGCACACCCAGCACAACCUGACCGUGCGCGUGGCCGACGUCAACGACAACGCGCCCGCCUUCAGCCAGCCCGCCUACACCCUGCGCGUCCGCGAGAACAACAGCCCCGCCCUGCACAUCGGCACCGUCCGCGCCACCGACGCCGACGCGGGCGCCAACGCCCAGCUCACCUACUCGCUGCUGCCGCCCUCCGACCCGCACCUGCCCCUCGCCUCGCUCGUGGCCAUCAACCCCGACACCGGCCAGCUCUUCGCCCUGCGCGCCCUCGACUACGAGGCCCUGCGCGCCUUCGACUUCCAGGUGCGCGCCGCCGACCGCGGCGCGCCCGCGCUCAGCAGCCAGGCGCGGGUGCGCGUGCUCGUGGCCGACGCCAACGACCACGCGCCCGUCGUGCUCUACCCGCCGCAGAACGCCUCGGCGCCCUGCCCCGAGCUGCUGCCCCGGGCGGCCGAGCCGGGCUACCUGCUGGCCAAGGUGGUGGCGGUGGACGGCGACGCGGGCCAGAACGCCUGGCUGUCCUACCGCCUGCUGCAGGCCACCGAGCCCGGGCUCUUCGGCGUGGGCGCGCACAGCGGCGAGGUGCGCACGGCCCGCCCGCUGAGCGAGCGCGACGCGCCCCGGCAGCGGCUGCUGCUGCUGGUGCGGGACCACGGCGAGCCGCCGCUCUCGGCCAGCGUCGCGCUGCACGUGCUGCUGGUGGACGGCUUCUCGCAGCCCUACCUGCCGCCGCCCGAGGCCCCCGGCCGCGCGCCGGGCGCCGGCGCGGACGAGCCGCUCACCGUCUCGCUGGUGGGGGCGCUGGCGUGCGUGUCGGCGCUGCUGGUGGGGGCGCUGCUGGCCUUGGGGGCGGGGCGGCUGUGCCGGCGGGGCGGGGCGGCCUCGGCGGGGGGCGGCUCGGGGCCCGCGGAGGGCGGCGUCGCGGGCCAGCUGCUGGACGUCGGCGGCACGGGGACCCUGGCCCACGGCUACCGCUACGAGGUGUGUCUGGCGGGGGGCACUGGGACCAGCGAGUUCAAGUUUCUGAAGCCGAUCCUCCCCAGCUUUCCUUCCCAGAGCCCAGGGAGGGAAAUGGAGGAAAACCCCACCGUUCGCAAUAGUUUCCUAUUCAGUUAAGUACCACAUUAUUCUAUUACACCCUACUUAAUAAGUUUGGAAACGUCUUUUACCUUUCAACUAUAUAAUAUUAAUGCAUAUUAUUGACAGUCCAUUUCUUGAUUAUUACUGCUCCUUAGUGUGAAAAUUUAGAAAAAUCAGAUGCUGGGUAUGCACAGUAUUUUCCCUAUAUUACCUUUAGUGGUUUUUAAAUGUUACUCCUACUCAAGUAUAUUUGAAAAUCUGAAUAAGAAAAUUUUAUUUGCAUAUUUUAAAAAUUUGAAAUUUAGUCAUCUAUCCUUUUUACAAAAAAUUUAUAUUCCAGAAUCCUUAAGUAAGAUUGUAUUUCUAAGUUGUGGCGACAACUGCCAUCAAUAUUGCCAUAGAGAGAAAUAAUUAAAUGUAUUUGAUAAUUUGCCAAUAUAUGUUUCCUUUUCGGGUAACUCAACAGUGUGAAAAACACUAAAGAUGACGAAGUGCUAAAAUGGCCAUUCAUAUUUGUGUGCACUUCAGUACACCCCAACAGUGACUACAUAUUUCCUAUGAAUACUGACUUUAGGAAAGUGUCAUCACAGUGAAACACACUUUGUGAGCUUCAUGUAAGAAUAUGAUGGCUUUUAAAAAUAACAGCAAGCCAGUUAUAUAGGCUUAAUAAAUAUUUGCUACAUGUUCACAUUCCACUAGUGAAUUUUGAAACAGCUUUCAAUGAGUCAUUAAUGCUAACCUUCUCUCGCCAAUAUAGCAUCCUUGCCAAUAAGUGAAACUAUUAAAUAUCACUCCACUUUUCUUCUAAACAGAAAACAUGCAUGUUCACCCUUAACUCUGUUACAGAAUAUAAACUGCUUGAGAGUAUGUGUUUUCUCCUUGUCUUUGUCUAAUAAUUUAAAAGUUCAAAAGUAAAAUCCAAAUUAUAGUCUUCAAAUUCCUCCUCCUUCUAUACGUGUGAUACCUGCCAAGAGCUAAGUUAUUAGUAGCAGGUAUUAGGUAAUGUAAGAUUUUCCCUUCCAGUGCUGUGUGUGCACCAUUUAACUUUAUUAAUCAUUUACUGUCACAAUUUAACACACAUUUGGCUUUUUGUUGGUUAUAUUUAUAGCAUUUUAUGACAAAAAUCCCUCUUUUCAAGUUCCUAUCAAAGUCAGACAAAUACUGGAGUGAAAACUGAAAUGGAACUGGACUGAACUAAAUUAUACUUUGCUGUGUUUUUAAUCCAAAUAACUGAACUAUCAUGGUUCUUUUGGGUGACUACCAAUCAGGGCAGGGAGUGCAGGGUCCACUAACUGUUUUGCAUUCCCAGGUGUUUACCCUUUCUUCCUCCAUUCUUUUUGGGAGAACUGCUCCUUCUGCUAUUCUCAUGCCUGCCACAUAGUUUUAGUUGGUGCAGUGGAUUUUUUCAAUAAUCCCAUCUGCACAGUCCCAGAGACGGUACACUGGGAUGGGCCCUGUCAAUGCUGACAGGUCAUAACUUUUCCCUGGAAAGUAUAUAUUUGACUCCUUUGGCUUUAUUGCCUCCUUCGUUCAUGUCUGCAGAAAGACACUGCCUGAUUUCAGAGCCCACAUUGCUUUCUAAUAAAACAAAUGGCCAUUUCCUCUCAAUUUUACUGGGCUAUCCACACCAUGAAUUUAUGAAGGGAAAAAAUUCCCGACGGUUAUGUAUCCAGAGACUGAGAAUAAAUCACGUUUUCCUGGAUGUUACAGGCACUUGGCAAUUUGUUUGGGAGUAGAAACUGGAUUUAAAAAUUUAUAACUUAUAACAUGAUAGAACAAAUUGGCAUUUUUGUAAUAGAAUGUAAGCUCCCCGGAGCAAGGUUUUUUGUGUUUAAUUUAUCAUUUUACUCUGAGAAGCUAGAAAAAUUCCUGCACAGAGAAAUACUUACUAAAAUGAAUAAAUGAAUUUGUCUUGA
Messenger RNA from Phacochoerus africanus (Common warthog), 4498 nucleotides. RefSeq names its product protocadherin beta-6-like. Gene Ontology annotation, molecular function: calcium ion binding. Gene Ontology annotation, biological process: homophilic cell-cell adhesion. The coding region runs from base 219 to 2618 and encodes 799 amino acids. The transcript has a single exon. Gene Ontology annotation, cellular component: plasma membrane. NCBI's taxonomy places the organism in Eukaryota, Metazoa, Chordata, Mammalia, Artiodactyla, Suidae. The record is from RefSeq and is a predicted model, not a curated record.